UCUGUCUGUCUCCCCGGGGGACGAAAGUUCUUCAUGGCUCUCAUCAUGGAACCCGUUAGUAAAUGGACCCCGAGCCAGGUGGUGGACUGGAUGAAAGGCCUUGAUGAUUGUCUCCAGCAAUACAUCAAGAACUUUGAGAGAGAAAAAAUCAGCGGAGAUCAACUUCUGCGUAUUACUCACCAGGAACUAGAUGAGCUUGGCGUCACACGCAUUGGCCACCAGGAGCUUAUCCUAGAGGCGGUAGACCUGUUGUGUGCUUUGAACUAUGGGCUUGAAACAGAGAACCUUAAAACACUAUCUCACAAACUGAAUGCAUCUGCCAAAAAUCUUCAGAAUUUUAUAACUGGUCGAAGGAGGAGCGGACACUAUGAUGGAAGGUCCUCCAGGAGGUUACCUAAUGAUUUCCUGACAUCAGUGGUGGAUCUUAUAGGUGCAGCUAAAAGCUUACUGGCAUGGCUGGACAGAUCUCCAUUUGCUGCUGUGACAGACUAUUCAGUUACUCGAAACAAUGUCAUUCAGCUCUGCCUGGAACUGACUACUAUUGUACAACAAGACUGUACUGUUUAUGAAACUGAAAACAAGAUUCUUCACGUGUGUAAGACACUGUCAGGAGUCUGUGAUCACAUUAUCUCUCUCUCUUCUGAUCCACUGGUUUCACAGUCCGCUCACUUGGAGGUCAUUCAGCUGACAAACAUCAAACCCAAUGAAGGAUUGGGCAUGUACAUCAAAUCGACAUAUGAUGGUCUACAUGUAAUCACUGGCACAACUGAAAAUUCUCCUGCGGAUCGGUGCAAGAAAAUCCACGCUGGAGAUGAAGUGAUUCAGGUCAAUCAUCAGACUGUGGUAGGUUGGCAGUUGAAAAACCUGGUAAAUGCACUUCGAGAGGAUCCCAGUGGGGUUAUCUUAACGUUAAAGAAACGGCCUCAGAGCAUGCUCACCUCUGCACCUGCUUUGCUUAAGAAUAUGAGAUGGAAACCUCUAGCACUGCAGCCAAUCAUUCCAAAAAGUCCAACUGGGAGUGUUGCCACACCAACUGGUACUCUCAGUACCCCUACAAAGCGAGACAGUUCUGCGCUGCAGGACCUUUACAUUCCUCCUCCUCCAACAGAGCCAUAUACUCCCAGGGAUGAAAAAGGCAACCUUCCCAUUGAGGAGCCCAGCAGGCACGUUUUAGGCAAACCGGUGCACAAGGGAUCAGAGUCUCCCAAUUCUUUCCUGGAUCAAGAAUAUCGGAAACGUUUCACCAUGAUUGAGGGAGAUGCAAUGAUUCUCAGCUAUGAUUAUGACACAACCAGAUCAAGCGUUCCAGGCAGAAGAGAAAAUACUCUGACUUAUGGCAAACUAAGGCCAAUUUCCAUGCCAGUCGAAUACAGCUGGGUAGGAGAAUAUGAAGAUUCUUACAGACCAAAAAGGGAUGGACGAAGAGGCAACUCGCUAAUGAGGUACAUGAGUGAUGAUAAGAUCCCUAUCAUUCAAGAGGAGUAUUUAGUUAAAAGAGACACAGGCAAAAGAUCCAGAAAGAAGAGUGACAAGUUGGGCAGUCCUAAUCAUCCCAUCAGUCAUUAUGCCUUGCCAACACCGGUACAUCUAGAUGCUGUUCGACAGGAAUCCCUGAGCACACCUCUGCCAGAAACCAACACCAUCACUCUCUAUCACACAUUUCAGCAAUCCCUGGGACAGAAGUCUAAAAAAAGGAACAAAGGAACACAAGAUAACAGAAGCAGAGGUACCGUGACAGCCAUGAGCAGGAGACGAAUUUCUUGCAAGGAUCUCGGCCGUGGAGACUGUGAGGGUUGGCUGUGGAAGAAGAAGGACGCCAAGAGCUAUUUCUCUCAGAAGUGGAAAAAGUACUGGGUUGUGCUGAAAGAUGUCUCACUCUACUGGUACAUGAAUGAAGAAGACGAGAAGGCGGAAGGAUUUAUCUGCCUGUCGGAGUUCAAAAUUGACAGAGCGAGUGAAUGUCGGAAGAAGUAUGCAUUCAAAGCAUGCCAUCCCAAGAUUAAAAGCUUUUACUUUGCAGCAGAUAAUAUGGAUGAUAUGAACAGGUGGCUGAGCAGACUUGGCUUGGCUACAGUGGGGUAUGCAGAGAAAGAACAACGACUCAGACAGGAUCAAGAUUAUUGGAGUGAAAGUGAACAAGAGGAUGCAGACACACCAUCAACACCCAAGCAAGAGAGCCCACCACCUCCUUAUGACACCUACCCUCGACCGCCUUCAGUGAACUGUGCUAGUCCAUAUCUUGAACCUAAACAUAACAGACUGUCUUCAACGGAGACCUCUCAUUCACAUUCGUCCCAUGAGGAAUUCCGGCCAGAACCUUCCGCAAGUAUAGAAUCUCCUGCUCGUAAACCCGGGGCUUGGGAACGGCGCUCGUGGCAGGAUCUAAUAGAGACUCCAUUGACCAGCUCAGGGCUGCACUAUCUCCAGACUCUUCCUCUCGAGGAUUCUGUGUUUGGUGAAGCAGGCUUACCAACACCAGAACAUCGGAGGCAGUCAACUCUACCAGCACAGCGGUGCCAGAUCCAGGAUCACUAUGGACCUUUCCCAUUAGCAGAGGGUGAGCGAUGGCCAGGGCUCAGUGCUGGAGGGGGGAAGCCACGCAGUUUCACACUACCUCGAGAUGGCGGAUUCGCCCAUUCUUGCCAGAACUCCUCAAUCUGUCUCCCUGGAGCUCAGGCUGAAUUGGUUCAAAAGGAAGAAAUCGAAGAGGAAAAACAAGAGGAUAAAGAACCGGCGCCAGAGGAAACAGGGGACUCUUUGCAGGAUUUGUACAAGGCGCUGGAGAACGCCAGUGUGUCUCCUUUAGGAGAGCAUCGUCUUUCCACCAAACAGGAGUUCAAGAGGUCUUUCCAAAAGAGAUGUGAAAAUCCAGUCAUAAAUGAAAAAUUGCACAAGCUUAGAAUUCUAAAGAGCACAAUUAAGGCAAAAGAAGGAGAAGUCGCGAUUAUAGACAAGAUCCUAGACAAUCCUAGCUUGACGUCCAAAGAAUUCCAAGAAUGGAAACAAACCUAUGUAGAGCUUUUCAUGGAAAUCUGUCAGAACAAUGGAGCCACAGAAUCAGUAAAUGGUGCCAGUGAACAAGCUGCACCUACCCCAACACCACCUUUGAUGCACACCCACUCAUACAUUGAAACCCAUGUUUGAAUAGUUUCUCGAUAUCGUCUAGGGCUGGCUCUCGAAAAGAAAACUUAAACAUGGUCAGAAGGAGGUGGAGCUUGGUUGUCUCUUUAACCUGAUGUCAAAAAGACAGUGAAUUGUAUUAAUUAUCACAAGCCUUGCUGUUGCUGCUAUUGCUGCUGCAAGCCUGUAGUUUAUUCUUAAGCAUUGUGUGGUUUCAACCCUGCACUGCCACUAAUAAAACAAAACAAAUGACCACAGAUGCAAACGAAUAUUUUUGCACAUUGUAUUGCUUAGUCACUUGUGUACGUAUGCCAGAACCUAUUGCUUGAAAUAAGAAAAAAAAGACAAAAAAUAUCAUAAAUUCUAAAGUUAUACACCUGCUUGUCUUAGUGGUUAUAUCUGCAACAAUAAAUGGGAGGGAAAACUUUUAUAAUGUCGGAUAAUUCUAAAGAUUGUUUUCUCAACCAGAAUAUGUUCUAAAAUGACUAACUCAGAGUAUUUCCUAACUCUGUCCACUGCAAGUGAACAGGAAAGUGGCCUUCUUUCAAAACAGUUAAUAUGAAUUCAGUCUAUGAAAGGCAGGCGGAAAAUAAUACCCCUUGGUUUGGAUAAGGUUUCAAAUCAAGAAUGGCAUCCAAGAAGACACAUUUGUAUAAAAUGAAAAUAUAUGUACUGCAUGGGUACUGACAAAUGAAUUGUGGUUUUAUAUACUUGUCAUUAUCGCAAAGAUAAAUACUUGAGUAAGGACAUCAAGUUGUGGCACUUAUACCAAGCAUUAUGCCUCUGUUGUUCUGUACAUUGUGACAGAUUUUUUUUUGUAAUGGACCAAAAAAAUGUAUUGAUAUAAGAAAAAAAGUUAUUUCUACUUUGAGUGUAGUUUACAGGCUUUAAAGAUGCUGUAGUUAACUUGUUUUGAAGAAUAAAAUCUGUUGCUGUGCAACAGUUUUAUGGUUUGCACUUUACUUAGUAAAGAAUUGCAUUCAGUGUUUUAAAUUUUGGAAGAAAUUUCUCAAAGACUGCAUUAUUUCUAAGUGGCAAGUGUAGCAUGGAGUCGUAAAGUAGUCUUGUGAUACAAAAAUCAACCUUUCAACAAUAAUGUAUGUUAUUUGUUGUGUAUAUUUUAUUGUUCUUAUCGCUUAAAAGCA
This is a messenger RNA of Hypanus sabinus (Atlantic stingray), 4265 nucleotides long. RefSeq names its product connector enhancer of kinase suppressor of Ras 2a (gene cnksr2a). Gene Ontology annotation, cellular component: membrane; cytoplasm. Bases 34 to 3144 code for a protein of 1036 amino acids. Gene Ontology annotation, biological process: regulation of signal transduction. Gene Ontology annotation, molecular function: protein binding. The record is from RefSeq and is a predicted model, not a curated record. Lineage: Eukaryota; Metazoa; Chordata; Chondrichthyes; Myliobatiformes; Dasyatidae. The transcript has 24 exons.